Lepisosteus oculatus (spotted gar) is the source of this 2598-nucleotide messenger RNA. RefSeq names its product synaptotagmin XV (gene syt15). Gene Ontology annotation, molecular function: calcium ion binding; calcium-dependent phospholipid binding; clathrin binding. The record is from RefSeq and is a predicted model, not a curated record. Gene Ontology annotation, biological process: synaptic vesicle endocytosis; regulation of dopamine secretion; regulation of calcium ion-dependent exocytosis. Gene Ontology annotation, cellular component: exocytic vesicle; plasma membrane. Lineage: Eukaryota; Metazoa; Chordata; Actinopteri; Semionotiformes; Lepisosteidae.
CCCAAGUCAAGAGCACCAGUGACAAUAAACACACAGCACUGCACCUGUGAAGAAUCCCUUUGUGCACUGGAAAUCUCAGAAAAGCUGAUGCAACCACCCACCUCUGAGAACGUGAAGCAAGUGGAGAUGUGACUGAUGAACUGGCUUAAUGCAUAAGGAUGCCUUGAAAGGAUACUAAGGGACCCAGACUGCCCCACUUAGGUCUGACUUCCUCAACCCAGCAAAGAGGUGGGGUGUGACUGCCAGGCACACUGGCUGCAGUAAAUUCUCAUUUGCCUGUUGCUGCACACCAUUCACUGAUUUCUGAGUCCAGGUGAAAGGAGAGGAGAGCACAGUCCACAUUUCCCCACACAAGCCUGGGAGAAGUGUGUGGGUCACAGCCAGGUGUUCCUCAUGGCUGUCCCUCUGUCAGUAGUGUCUGCUGGGCUGGUGGCAGGUAUCCUGCUCUCAUUGCUGCUUGGGAUCGCCAUCUAUUUCCUGUGGAAAAGGAAGUGUCUUCAGGGGCGGUAUGAAGAGCUGGUGUCUUCCACACCCAGUGUCCAAUCCAACCAGCCUGCCACCUCCCUGUCCUCCAAUCAGAACAGCACCAGCGGGAUCAUCCCUUUUGUGAUUCCUCCACAUUUCAUCACCCGGAGACACCUGGAGAAAGAAGAGGAGGAAAGCAGCUCCAGUGAUCCCUGCCACCACCACCGCAGGUCCUUCUAUACCAGGGGAUCCUUACCAUUGGGCAGUCUGAGGGCAAACCUGUACCGCUUCCCAGCUGAGACCUGUGACUGGGAGACCCCUCAGGACAAGGCGACAGGCCUGUGGUUCAGCGUGGAGUAUCGGCCAGAGACGGAGCAGCUGCUGGUGUCCCUCCUGAGAGCCACCAACCUACCAUCACUGUGCCAGGUCUUCCCCACCCUGGUCAAGGUGCACCUGCUGCCCGCUGAACGGCACCACGUACAGGCCAAGGCCAAACGCAAGAGCUGCAACCCGCAAUUUGGGGACAGCUUUGUCUUCCAGGUGUCUAGUAGGUCCCUGCCACAGCACACGCUGUGCUUCUCUCUCUGUGUUGUGGACAAGCAGAAGAAGCACCAGCCUCUUGGCCUGGUUAGAUUCCAUCUGUACGAGCGGGAUCUCAGUGAGGCGGCUGGGAGGGUGCUGUGGAGACACCUGGAAAAGGACAGCACUGAGUCUUGUUCAGGGCUUGGUGAUAUCCAGGUAUCUCUCAACUACAAUCAGUCUCUGCAGCGCCUCACUGUGGUGGUUCUGAGAGCCAGGGCGUUGCAGCUACACUAUGACAGAGAGCCAACAGGUGUCUUUGUCCAGGUGUCCCUGCAGAUCCACACAGAGCUGGUAAAGAGUAAGAGCACAGCUGUUGUCAAGGCAGAUCCCAGCCCCACCUUCAAUGAAACCCUGACCUUCAAUUUGCCAUCUUCCCAAUUGGAUGCAGCCUGCUUGAGACUGGAGCUCAGGCAGCUCUUGCCAGACCAGCAUCAGUCUCUGGGCCUGGUGGUGAUUGGUCCUUUCAUGUACGCUCGGGGUCAGGAGCAGGAGCAUUGGAAUGACAUGGUCAGCAAACCACAGGAGCUGAUCAAACAAUGGCAUACACUCCACAGCAUGGCAGGGACACAGAUCCCCUCUUGAUACUGAACACACUUGUCACUCCUGACACAUGACACGUGGCUCACUACUGACACUGAGUACACUUGUCAAUAUUGACACCACACACUGCUCAGUACUUACACCAAGCACUCUGCUCAACUGGCACUAAGCACACUACUUUACCUGACAUUGGGCACACUGCUCAGAGUUGGCACUUAGCACACUGCUCAGUACUUACACCAAGCACUCUGCUCAACUGGCACUAAGUACACUACCUUACCUGACGUUGGGCACACUGCUCAGAGAUGGCACUUAGCACACUGCUCAAUGCUGGCACUAAGCUCAUCGCUUCAGUAUGGACACUGCACACUCUGCCACAGCACUGACACUGGCCAUGAUGCCUCAGUAUUGACACUGGACUUGCUGUUCAGUAUUAACACCAAGCACACUGCCUCAGUCCUGACAUGGGGCACACAAAUAGUAUUCUUUUCACAUGUUGACCUUGAGCCUACUGAUACUGUUAACUAUCAAUACAAACACAGAAACAGUAGGUUCCUAGAUUUUAUUAUUACCAGAAGAAGAUUAUUCACAAUGAGAAAAUUAUCUAUUUCAAUCACAAAUCAGUGGACGGGACCAGACACUCAAACAGCAAGAAUGCAGACAGGGAAUGUUGUAGCUGUAGUUGCUGAGACUGGUGCUUUCUUGUAGCAUAAAUGUUGUAAAUUAAUGUAAUAAUUACAUAAAAAUGUAAAUAAAUAACACUGUUAAGUGGAUUUCUGAUUUAAGAGGUUCUGAGUGCACAUUACAACACACCUCAUUAACACCACAGUGCUUUUAAAUACAUCAAUUACUAGAGUCUUUGUCUGUGAGAGAACCAUAAUUUUGCACCAGUUGCUUAUGUAGGCAGUGCAGCAUGUCAGUGCAUUAAGAAAUCUAAAAUUGUCCACCUUCAAAAGUGCAGAGCUUUUCUAUAAAUGAUGCAAUUGGCUUCUUUACCAAGAAAUAGGUAAA